AUUUUGUGAGUCCAAUACAAUUCUAGCAUAAGGAGAUAGGUGUACCUAUACGUUUCCAAGCGCGGAACGAGUAUCGAUUCGUUUCUUAAAUUGAAGGGCUUCAAUUUGCAUAAUCUCCACAUAUUUCGCCUUCAGAAAUUUUGCAUCUAUAAAACCCUACUCGAUUUCCCACUUCAUCUCGGCAACUACUACCGUUUUCUUCCCAAAACUAACUCUCUUUUCUUCUUCUUUCGGAAAGUCGAUCGAUAGAAAUGGCAGCAGCUAGGACCGCCGCUAGAAUCUUUUCCCGAAGGUUUUCGAGCGGCGGGAAGAUUCUCAGCGAGGAAGAAAAGGCUGCUGAGAAUAUCUACAUCAAGAAAACUGAACAAGAAAAACUGGAGAAGCUUGCCCGCAAGGGACCUAAACCAGAAGAAAAGCUAGGAGAGUCAGUAGCUGAUUCCGUUCCAAGCAGCAGCUCAGCCUCAGCAUCAGGAGCAUCAUCAACAGAGAAAAUAUCGACUGACAAACAGCGCAAUUAUGCUGUCGUAGCUGGAACUGUAACUAUUCUUGGUGCUCUCGGAUGGUAUCUCAAAUCUAAAAAGAAGCCAGAAGAAGUCCAUGAUUGAGUUAACCAAUGAAGUCAUUUUCAUAUCACUAGCAUCUGAAGCAUGGGAGGUCAGCUUUCUCCUUUCCUCUACAAAAUAAACCAAAAAUUGAGAUGCGUAUGGAUCUUGGUUAAUGAAUAUUUGAUGUUUCUCCUUGAAAAAGGUUUUUUGGCCUUAUUUCUGUUUACUUUCAUGGAAAAUUAACCCUGAGACAGUGACAGGAUGAGACAUACACUGUGACAAAGACUUGGUUUUAUUGGAUUUCAAUUUCACAUUCUCUUCAAGGAUAUUCAGUAAA
Messenger RNA from Cucumis sativus (cucumber), 882 nucleotides. RefSeq lists its product as uncharacterized. The transcript has 4 exons. NCBI's taxonomy places the organism in Eukaryota, Viridiplantae, Streptophyta, Magnoliopsida, Cucurbitales, Cucurbitaceae. Bases 252 to 605 code for a protein of 117 amino acids. The record is from RefSeq and is a predicted model, not a curated record.